AUGGCGAAUGAAGCGGUGGACGUGAGCAAGUUGGAGGCAGAGGCAGCAAGUUUAGCAGGUGAGGCGGAGAUUUCUACGACGGAUGGUAAUGUCUCAAUACCUACGAAAGAAUCAGCAGAGACUGUAGAUGCAGAGAUUGAAGAUAUGAAGCGCCGCGUGAAGGAGAUGGAAGAAGAGGCAGCCAAGCUAAGCGAAAUGCAAUCGGAAGUGGAAUCGCAAAUGGGAAAUACGUCAUCAAGCUUUAACGAAAUGAGUGGAAAUGUAUCAUCAAAUGCUCAGACAUUACAGAUGGAAGACACGUCCAUUUAUAUUGGUCAAGUUGAUUAUGGUAGUACACCUGAAGAACUUCAAGCGUUGUUUCAAUCAUGUGGCACCAUUAAUCGUGUUACGAUUCUGUGUGACAAAUUUACGGGUCAACCUAAGGGAUAUGCGUACAUUGAAUUUGCCUCUCAUGACGCUGUGGAGAGUGCACUGCUGUUGAACGACACAAUGUUUCGUGGCCGACAGCUCAAGGUGACGCCCAAGCGGAUAAAUGUGCGUGGAUUUAACAUGUCUCGUGGAGGAAGAGGAGGUCGUGGUCGAGGACGGGGGAAGAGGACGUGGUCGUGGGCCGCUUCGUGGAGGAUUUCGCGGUGGUAG
Molecule: messenger RNA, 639 nt
Organism: Peronospora belbahrii
Lineage: Eukaryota; Oomycota; Peronosporomycetes; Peronosporales; Peronosporaceae
Source: the annotation of a GenBank genome assembly